AUGGUUACAAUUGGAAUAAUUUAUAUUGUACUUUAUUCGACUAAAUCAAACGAAGAGCUUAAAUUCAUGUCUUUUAUGAAAUAUCAAAGACUCAUUCAUAGUAUUUCUCAUGAAUUACCUACUACUAUUACAACAUCUCCUCGAUAUGCUCAGCAAAAUGAUGCUACGCAAGCAUCUUCUGAUAAUCAUAAUGAUAAGACUGAACCAGAAUCAUUUGGCUUUCCUUUUGAGCCUUAUGAUAUUCAAAGAGACUUUAUGAAAGAGCUCUAUAAGGUUUUCUCAGAAGGGAAACUAGGUAUUUUUGAAAGCCCUACUGGAACAGGUAAAUCUCUUAGCUUAAUAUGUGGAUCAUUAAAAUGGUUAAAAGACAAUGACGAAAAAGAAGCAGAAGAAGAUAUUUCAACGUUUAAACCGAAAGCUAAUCAACCUGAUUGGAUCACUGCAUUGUCAAGUCAAUCAGCUAGUAAAAAAAAGAAAAUGGAAUUAGAACGAAAAAAGCUUGAAUUAAAAAAACGCAUAGAUCGUGUACGAGAAAUUGAAGAAAAACAAAUGAUGUUUGAGCUGGCUACAAAAGAUAGGAAUAAAAAAAGAAUAAAAGGAAACGCAGACAGUAAAGAAGUUAACGAUGAUGAGUUUUUACUUGACGAUUAUGAAAGCGAAGAAGAGGGAGCGAUUGUAGACAAAAGCUAUAAUAAGAUAAAAAAAAGUAUAAAUCCAAAUUCCAACUUAUCAAAGGAAGUACAAGAAUUAUUAGCAAAAUUAGAGUCAAAGAGCAAGUCUGUGUCAUAUGACGAUGCUGAGGACAGUGAAGACGAAGAAUCUGAGUUGGAACAGGAAACAAAAAUUUAUUAUGCAUCCAGAACUCAUUCUCAACUGUCACAAUUUGUACACGAAAUUAAUAAAACAGUCUAUGCUAAAGAUAUCUAUGAAGUCUCGCUUGCAUCAAGAAAACAGUUAUGUAUAAAUGAAGAUGUUAUAAAACUAAAAGAUGUUAAUAAGAUAAAUGAAGUCUGUCUUGAAUUACAAAAGAAAGGAUCUAAAAAGGGACCUUGUAAAUAUUUACCAGCUUGGGAUAACAAGGCAAAAUGGAACGAGUUUCGAGAUCAUUCUUUAGCUAAAGUAAGAGACAUAGAAGAUUUAGUAAAUAUAGGCAAAAAUCUUAAAACUUGUCCGUAUUAUGGAUCAAGAUAUACUGUCAAAUCUGCUAGACUUAUUGUUUUGCCCUAUCAACAUCUUUUACACACUAGUACAAGAGAAUCAUUAAAUAUAUCAUUAAAGAACAAUAUUGUUAUUAUUGAUGAAGCGCACAACUUAAUGGAAACCAUCACUUCGUUAUAUACUGUAUCUCUAUCUUUGUACCAAAUCCAGCUGGCCUGGAAUCAGCUUAAUUUAUAUAUUCAAAAAUACAAAUCCAGGCUAGCUGGUAAAAAUGUAGUUUACAUAAAACAGAUCCUACAUAUUAUAAAGAUUUUAAUUCAACACCUAAAUCCAAAAGAUGAAUCUAAACGAAAAGAUAGUGUAAUGGGAGUCAAUGAGUUUCUUCAUACUUCCUCAAUUGAUCAUAUCAAUAUGUUUAAGAUCAAGCAUUAUUUGGAAGUAAGCAGUCUUUCACGAAAGUUAAAUGGUUUUAUUGAUAAAGCAAGAGAAAAGGAAGAAGAAGAAAGACAAAAGGAACGUUUAAAGAACCCUAAAGCACCUUUACUUCCUCCUUCAUCAUCACUCAUCUCAUCUACUUCAACACUUACUCAAAUUGAAUCUUUUUUUAUGGCAUUAACAAACCCUGAUAAGAAUGGUCGAAUAAUUACAAGUUUUGGUAACGCAGAAAAUCCUGGCGUCUCGAUCAAAUAUAUGUUAUUGAAUCCAGCGGACGCAUUCAAACCAAUUGUAGAAGAAGCCAAAAGUAUUGUUUUGGCAGGUGGCACGAUGGAACCUAUUUCGGAUUUUCUAAAUCAUCUUUUCCCGUCAGUUCCAAAAGAUAGAAUUGUACAUUUCUCUUGUGGCCACAUCAUACCACCUUCGAAUUUAUCUACUAUGACUUUAGAACAAGGUCCUGGAGGAAGAGAACUACUAUUUAACUUUGACUCUCGACAAGACGUUAAAUUAAUGGAUGAAGUAGGACAGGCUAUUGCAAAUCUAUGUAAUGUUAUUCCUGAUGGUGUAGUCUGCUUUUUCCCAAGUUUUACUUAUUUAGAACAAGUGUACAAUCGAUGGGCAACAAAGGAAAGUGGUAAUAUAUUAGAGCGAAUAGAAAGAAGAAAAAAGAUUUUCAAGGAACCUAAAGAAAGUAAUAGAGUGGAAUCAACAUUGCGUGAUUAUGCUUUACAAAUCGAUUCAACUGAUAAUAGUAUGGGUGCGCUGUUAUUAUGUGUUGUUAAUGGUAAAAUGUCAGAAGGUAUUAACUUUUCUGACAGACUGGGAAGAGGUGUUAUCAUGAUAGGUUUACCCUUUGCAAACAGAGGAUCCAUAGAAUUGAUUGAAAAGAUAAAAUAUGCUCAAGAGCAUUCAUCUAAUGUUAUGCCAAAUGCUGGAAAAGAAUAUUAUGAAAAUUUAUGUAUGCGUGGCGUGAAUCAAUCUAUAGGUCGAGCAAUUCGUCAUAGAAAUGACUAUUCUGUCAUUAUUUUGUUAGAUAAAAGAUACGCUACACAUCGUAUCCUUAAGAAGCUACCAAAGUGGAUCGGUCAAGAUGUUGAGCGUGUCGAAAAAUUUGGCUUAAUUAUGAGCAAAACUUCAAAGUUUUUUAGAGAGAAACAAAACAAAACAAAAUGA
Cokeromyces recurvatus is the source of this 2766-nucleotide messenger RNA. Its product is annotated as helicase C-terminal domain-containing protein. Gene Ontology annotation, molecular function: hydrolase activity, acting on acid anhydrides, in phosphorus-containing anhydrides; ATP binding; DNA binding. Gene Ontology annotation, biological process: nucleobase-containing compound metabolic process; establishment of sister chromatid cohesion. Lineage: Eukaryota; Fungi; Mucoromycota; Mucoromycetes; Mucorales; Mucoraceae. The record is from RefSeq and is a predicted model, not a curated record. The coding region runs from base 1 to 2766 and encodes 921 amino acids. Gene Ontology annotation, cellular component: nucleus. The transcript is spliced from 12 exons.